AUGGCGCUGCGGCCGCUGGGGGAGGCCGGCCCCCCGGACAAGGUGUGCUGCCCGCCCGAGAGGCUCCCGGGCAGCCCCCAGCACCUGGCCGCCUACUACGCCUCCUUCCCACCCUAUGGACCGUACGGGAGCAGCCUGGCCGCGGCCGAGGAGAACUACCAGCCCUUCGCGGUGCCCGCGGUGCCCGCGCCCCCGGCCGUGCCCGCCUUCGAGAAACUGUGGUCUGAAUGUCUUCCUCAAACUCUGGACCAAGACUCCCUCCAGCUACCCGAAGGUCUCUGCCUCAGGCAGAUGCUGCUGGGUGAAGUCCCACACUUUGGUGUGUUCUGCUGUAGCCUCAUUUCCAAAGGAGUCAGGUUUGGGCCCUUUCAAGGUAAAGUGGUCAACGCCAGUGAAGUCAAGACCCACGGCGACAAUUCUCUGAUGUGGGAGAUCUUUGAAGAUGGUCGUUUGAGCCACUUUAUAGAUGGGAAAGGAGGUGCAGGGAACUGGAUGUCCUAUGUCAACUGUGCCCGUUUCCCCAAGGAGCAGAACCUAGUUGCAGUGCAAAGUCAAGGGCAGAUAUUUUAUGAGAGCUGCAAGGAGAUCUACCAGAACCAAGAGCUCCUUGUGUGGUAUGGAGACUGCUAUGAAAAGUUUUUGGACAUUCCUGUGAGCCUUCAGGAGACUGAGCAGGGGAAGCAGGCAUCUGGGCCCUCUGAAGAGUCUGCAGAAGGGUACAGAUGUGACCGAUGUGGGAAAGUGUUUACCUACAGAUAUUACAGAGAUAAGCACCUCAAGUACACCCCCUGCGUGGACAAGGGUGACAGGAAAUUCCCCUGCUCUCUCUGCAAACGGUCCUUCGAGAAACGGGACCGGCUCCGAAUCCAUAUCCUCCACGUUCACGAGAAGCACCGGCCUCACAAGUGUUCCACGUGCGGGAAAUGCUUCUCUCAGUCUUCCAGCCUAAACAAGCACAUGAGAGUCCACUCUGGAGACAGACCCUACCAGUGUGUGUACUGUACUAAGAAGUUCACCGCCUCCAGCAUACUCCGCACACACAUCAGGCAGCACUCGGGGGAGAAGCCCUUCAAAUGCAAACACUGUGGCAAGUCGUUCGCAUCCCAUGCUGCCCACGACAGCCACGUCCGCCGCUCUCACAAGGAGGACCAGGGCUGUUCUUGAAGCAUCUGCGGGAAAACCACAGACCAAGAUGCCCUGUAUCCCCACAUGAAGUUUCAUGAAAACUGCUAG
Molecule: messenger RNA, 1233 nt
Organism: Miniopterus natalensis
Lineage: Eukaryota; Metazoa; Chordata; Mammalia; Chiroptera; Miniopteridae
Source: RefSeq, a predicted model, not a curated record